Messenger RNA from Stylonychia lemnae, 3834 nucleotides. NCBI's taxonomy places the organism in Eukaryota, Ciliophora, Spirotrichea, Sporadotrichida, Oxytrichidae. The record is from the annotation of a GenBank genome assembly.
AUGAUCAAGGGCAAAAUAUUUGAGAAGUGUAAGAAGUACUUUGAAGAGUAUUUGUUCGGCUUCGAUCAGAACCACCUCAAGACUUCAUUCCUAACCGGUAAAAUUGACUUGCACAAUGUCAAUAUAAGGCCUGACAAGGUCAACGAGAUUUUUUCAAAACAGGGACUCCCUAUAGCUCUAAAAGCUGGACUUAUAUCAGAACUAAGCAUCAAAGAUUUUGAAAACGACAUUAAUUCGACCUAGUAUGAUGACUAGAAUCCCCUGAAUAACAUUUUGAAAAUGCAUCAUAAAGUUUACUUGCAAAGGAAACAAGAAAAAGAUCAACAGAAGGAACAGCGUAAGGAGGAAUAAAAGAAGAAACAGGAAAAGCUAAAGAAAAAAACUACUGACAGCGGCAAACCCAAGGAAUUAAAAGAACCUCCAAUGAAAGUGAUAGUGAAUUUACUAGGAGGACUUAAGUUAGAAAUAAAGAGAUUGCAUUUCAGAUAUGAGGAUGACUACUUCCAGCAUCAUAAACCGUUUGCCUUCGGACUUAUGAUCGAGAGUAUAGUGAUGGAUAACUCAGAUACUGACUGGACAUUUGAGAGUUUAACCAGCAUGGCAUUCUAGAGAAAUAAGCCUAGCAAUCCAAAGACAACUAACAAGGAGUUGAAUAUCAAGAAUUUGAAAGUUUAUUGGAAUUCUAUGAGUGAAAUGUUUGUGCCUACCAGUUUGUGGGAGUAAACAAGGCACUUGGAGUUUUAGAUAUUCGAAGCAAUGGACGCCUCGUUCCUCAAAGAAAUCAUGGUUGAGUAAGAAUAUUAAUCUAAACUUAUUAGUGCAUUUGGAGAGAAGUAAAGCUUAUCUUAUCACUUCCUAGUCUCACCCUUUACUAUAUACACAUCAAUCAACUUGAAUCCAGGCUAAACUGCGCAGGAUCCCUACAAGUAUCAAAUCAAUGCCCUCAUUUCAACCAUUAAUGCUAACCUGCAUCCUCACCUGAUCAGGGAUAUCUUGAAGUUUCAAUCUUUCCUGGAGAUGUUUUCGUAUGCCUAGGAUUUAAAGAAGUAUCGGCCACUUAUCAAGAUCUAGUCCUUUGUUGAAUAGCAAGCUUAUACCCCUCAGCAAAAGAAAAAGCGAGCAGCUGUAAUCAGAGAAUGGUUUCAGCUGAUCCUGUGGUAUGUCCGUCUACGUAAGAUAUCCAAGGGCUUUGUCCCCUAUAAGCUGCUAGACAUUGAGGCUAAAUAUUAAGAUCAGAAUUUGCAAAAUGCAUUGAUGAAGGCGAAAAGAGCCAAUUUGCAGAACUAUGACUAUUAUCUGGGGUCCAGUGACGAGGAGGAAACAUUGAUUGAUACUAAGACUGGCAAGAAAUCAGCUAGGGGAGAUCAAAUGGAUGCUAUUGCUCAGUAUGAGAAGCAGCAGCAGGAUAUUAAGAAUACUGAGGUGCUUAGGGAAAUGAUUAAUGGGUUUAAGUUCUCACUUAGACUUGAAGGAGUCAAGGCCCAGAUUUUCACAUCUAAGAAAAUAGUCAGAUAACAUUAGGAGUUGCCGAGACUUCAGUUUUGUCUAGACUAACUCACGGUUGCAGCUAAUAUUCAAGGACAAAAUCUGUUUGCAAAAGUAUUAUUGAAGGAAAUUAGACUAGUUGAUCACUUCAAGAGAGAGUCUCUAAGAACAUUCAGCAGACAGGUGAACAAUAUGUCUAGAAGCAACAACCUUUACCAGGACUAGAAUCGAAUGCAGCCAAGAGAAAGUUCUAUCAAUCAGUCCUCAGUCAAGGGAGCCUAGAAUAUCAAUGGGGGCAAUCUCCAAAAGAACAUGUAAAAUGUAGUCAAUAAGCUCUUUGAUAAAUCUACCUCCAAUGCCUACAACACACCUGAUAGAAAAAUGCGAUUCACUGACAUCAUUUAUGGCUCCAAUGCUUCUUAAGAGAGAACAAGAAUGGGUUCAAGAGCUGUGCCCUAUGACUUUUUCGGACACGAAUUGCCUGAUCCUAACCAAGCUCAUCACAAAACUAGAGAGACACUAACUAUUUCAGACAUCCUAAAUAAUUAAUCUCGAGCACCUUCAUAGUAAAAUAUGGUCAGAUUCACCAAUAGAAACAAUUAGUCGCUUAUCUAAAACAACAACAAUAACAUACUUGACAAUUUGCAAAAUGCCUCUCCAACCAAGGGAAGUAUAGUCUAAAAAGCAUAAAAAUUCUAGCAAUCCCCUACUAAACAAACACAAGAAAGAACAGCAAUAAUGAACAAUGCUUACUUAGCUCUGAGGUCUGAGAAUUUCGUUGAUGAUAGUCUAGAGAGUGUCGAGCGUAGAUGCUUCUUAUUGCUAUGUGGGAAGACACCAAAUAUUGACUCUGCUAUUUCUAUUGAAAUUUCCUCUAACAUAUUUGAUGAGCCAGGUCUAAAGAAAAAAAUCAACUUAAAUCUCUAACUUGAUCAGAUUAUCAUUGAAUAUUGCAAUGACAUCUUGAAAAGUCUCACAGACAUUGGUUUACAGUACAAACUUGCUUUCAAUUUUUCAGACCUCAAAGCUGCAAAAGGACCUAAUAAAUUAAACAAAAAGAGAGGACUGUAGACCUCUAUUUAGUACUAUGCACCACUUUACACUCUUAAGAGAUUGCUUUUGAAGCGAGCGUAGUCUGCCACAGAGGAUCAAAUCAAAGUAUACACUAAAAAAUUCUAUCUAGACAAAGAGAAAAGUAAAACAAAGAGUGAAGUAAUGAGAGAAGCUAAGGAAAAAUAGAUGAAUAUAAUAUAAAAGAUCAAAGAAGUUGAUAAAAAGCUCAAUGAUAUCAACUUUGAUGUGGGAAUUGUACUUAAAAACAUAUACCUAGGAAUCACUGGAGAUAAAGAUGAUCCUUUCGUUUCUAACUAAACUUUACUUGAAUUUGGUAUAGAUAAUUAAGGUAUAUAUCUAAACAAGCAAGACUUCAAAUGCAAGGUAGCUGUGUUCGGAAUCUCUGUAACAACUCUCAAUUCAUUUGAAAUGCUCUUUGUCUUUGCAAAUAAUAUGAAGAAAGUAGUGUCUAUGUAUUCUGACAAUCUAGCAGUGCUUACAUCAAUCAAUAACUACAAAGAUUUCAUUAAGAACAUCAAUAAAAAUCUCGAAAAGUAACGUUAAAUACAGUAAUAAGAAGAGGAAAGCGAUAUGAUUCGCAAGAAGUUCUAGCCUUAAAUAGUAGUCACUCACAAUGAAAGUUAAAUGAGUCAAAGAGCUCAGUUCCAGCAGUCAACCAGUUAAAAGUAAAGCUAGGAAUCCUUAAGAAAUCCUAGUGCUUAUGGUUAGCCAACUAAAGAUAUGCAAUUUGAAUAGAAUAUAUUUUAGCGAGGUAAAAUGGGAAACGCUAUUGGCUAAGAAAAUGGUAAUGGAAUACCAAAUCAGCAGCCUUAAAUAAAGUAAUCAAAUCAAAGACUGGGCAACAAUCAAAUCUUUAUGAUGAAUCAAAAUACUCUUGCACCUGAUAGGCAAUAAGUGUAGAAGAGAAAUCCUAAUUUAGUUGAAAAUGAUGAUUAGUUUGACAGAAUUGGUGUGAAUCAAAAUCAAAUAUCGUUAGUAAAUCACAAUAACAAUCAAAACAGGCAAAUGAAUGGUGGUAUGUAAUCACUCAAUGCUAAUUUCAACAAUAUCAGAGGGAAGAAUGUGUAAAUCCUUGAAGAUUAGAACAGCGAUAGCUUUGUGAGUGACCAGCAAAGCUUUGAAUAAUAAAAGAAUGGAGGUGGAUUUGGAAACAGAGGCGGAUUUAAUCCCCAAUAGAAUAAUAAUAUACAGAGGAAUGAGACAGCUAACUUCAAUAGAAAUGAAACUGCCAAUUUUUAGAGAAACGAUACUUUCAUGCCCCCUAGAAAAAAAUGA